Molecule: messenger RNA, 1048 nt
Organism: Haliotis rubra (blacklip abalone)
Lineage: Eukaryota; Metazoa; Mollusca; Gastropoda; Lepetellida; Haliotidae
Exons: 4
Coding region: 116-1048 (310 amino acids)
Molecular function (GO): protein binding
Source: RefSeq, a predicted model, not a curated record
CUGUACAAUGAGGAAGUAGUUUACAACAAACGCCUCCUGAAUUUUACAUGCAGUAGUGUGGGAUCAUGUAAGCAGCCAGUACUUCUCAUCGGAUGUACCUGUCGUUGUCUCCAGAAUGAAUCCAGGAUUAGGAUUCUGUUGCCUCCUGCUCUUCUCGGUGGUCUAUGCGGAUGCUGAUGUACUGACGUCAGAUACACCUCUUAUAUCUUCCUCACUCUCACCUUUACCACCAUCAAGUCAAAAUUCACCAUCUACAUCGACAACAUGGACAACAGCAACAUCACCACAACUAACGUCAACACCAACACCAACACCACCACCACCACCGACACCUACUACGAAAUACACGCCUUGUAUUAUUCUUGGCAAGUCAUGUCAGAAGCUCCAGUCGUGUUGUCAAGCUGAACAUGCGACGUGUUACAGCAGUAUCUGUCAGUGUGAAGAGAACUUCUUUCAGGAUGGGACGGCAUGUAGUAAUGUCUCGAGACUAAAAGUAACCAACAUCACAGCGACGUCUGUUUGUGAGAGGUACGUAACUCUUGGAUGGACAAACCCCAACGAUAUCAAGCCCAACGUGACCUACACAGUCAACGGUCAUAGUUGGAACUCAUCGAUGGACAAGACUAUAACAGGACUACGCCCAGGACAUCUUUAUGAAAUAAUCAUCACAUCUUCCAUCACCCAGUACAGUGUUACGAAGCAAGGAAACAGCACACCUGUAUACAUCAGGACAUAUCCAUCUCAAGCUACAGUUUUAAACAACCCAGCAAGAAAGGUUCCUGCAUCAAACUUUUCCCUGACCUUCAAUAAAAGUGAUGGCGAGGCAAGCUGUUAUAUCAUCACAGUCAAGAACCAAACUAUGAUUGUUUUCAACACGACUGUCCAUGACAAUACUACUGAAACCAUCAAAACACAAAUAGAAGACCUUGAGCCUGGCAAGCCCUACACUAUAUCGAUAGUUACAGUGUCAGGGGGUCGCCACAGCAACGCAUUAACAUUCCCAUUUACAACAAAGGAUGAACGUAAGUAUGAAGUAUCGAUAAUGUAA